ACAGGCGCAGAAACAAAACCCAAACUGUUUGUUCGUUCGUUGUUUCGCGCGCACAAUUUGACCGUUGCAACAACAACAGCAGCGCAGCGGGGGGCAGUGGGCAGGCAACCCGGCGUCGAGUGAUGAGUGCGCAGGUGGACUUCUCCAAGGAUGGAGUGGCACGGCUGCUUGCUGCUGGUGUGCCCGGCAUGGAAGCAGAAGACGCCCUCAGCGAACACAACAGCUCUACAUUACAGGUGAUCAAGCUGCGUCGCUUCAUCAACGACGCAACGCUGGUUAACACGCCCUUUGAGAAAGCGUCUGACGAGCAAGGCAACGACCUCUUCGAGGUGGUGGUCUCGGAUGGCCAGUUUAAGAUGGCAUGUGUGCUGUCGCCAACACUCAACCACAUGGUGCAUGUGGGCGACCUGCGAUUGUUGUGUUUCAUCGCCGUGUCGCAGUGCCGCACAUGGGUUGACGAGACGCGCAUCGAUAGCACGCCUGUCGUCGUCAUCACCGCCCUCAAGGUCCUGGCAGAUGCAACAGAGGUCAUCUUGUUGCCAGACAGCGACGGCUCCCUCGCGUGGAAGGGAACACAAGCGUCAACACAGCCGCUGGUGGGGUGCCGGCGCAUGUUCGUGCACACGCUGUGCGACGACGUGCCGCCCGACCUCUGCGGAUGCACCACGACGCGCGCAGCCGUCUCCAUCACCGCCGAUGAACUGCAGGAGGCGCUGCUGCCGUCCGAGCGCGUGCCACUCAAGACAUUGGAGGACGACUUUAAGGCUGCUGGACAGACCGGCCACCCCGUACUGGCGCGCGUGGUGAAGAAGUCCUGCCUGCAGUCGUUUGCCUCGCCCGGCGACACGAGUGGCGAGAAGCACCAGCUGUACCUGCACAUUGCCGACGAGACGGGGACGGCGGUGGUGGUGGUGUGGGGCUCGGCGUGCCGCGUGUACGUGGCCACGAUCCGUGAGGGCGACGCGGUGCUGGUGCGAAACUACCGCGUGAAGCGGGCAACGGCGUUUAGCGCAGAGUUUGCAGCAGCAGGCAUCGAGCUCUCGCUCAACAGCAAGAACCCAACGGGUAUGCUGGACAUUGUGGACAGGGACGAUUUGAGGCAGCUUUAUGGCGUGUCGCUGGCGGUGCUGCCCACACCCGCACUCGCAUCGGGUAAUGGUGCGGUUGAUGGUGACGGUGGUGGUGGUGAUGGCGUUAAUGAAGGCGAUGAUGACAAUGACAGCGUUGCUGAAGAUGAUGAAGAUGACGACGGGGAGGAACAGGAGCCGGCGAAAGCGAACGGAGACGGAUCCAAGACAAAGAAACCGAAGAACAAUACCAAGACGAAGAAGCACCCCAAGCAAAGCAAGAAGACCGCCGCAGCUGCAGCUGCAGGCUCACAGCCAGCAUCUGCUUCCACUAGUGCUGCCCAUCAACAUCAGGCUCACCCCCAGCACACCCAAGGCAGCACGCCCGCGCUCAAGGCGUUUCCAUCGCCGCUGACAUUCAGCAGGAUAGUGCUCCGUUCUCACUUUGCCGCGCACGUGCACCGCGCACGCUUCCUCGGCCGUCACCACCAGUAUGCAACCGUGGUGGGCGUGGUGCUGCACGUUGGCCGUGUGGAGCGGCGACGCACGGCGCGUGGCUCGUUCCGCCUCCUGCGCUGGGUUCUUCUUCGCGACCACUCUGCCCCUGCACGCGACAUUGUUGUGCAGAUGGGAUACACAUCGCAGCCGGGAGUGUUUGACGCCAUUGCUCCAGGCGCCCUCCUCGGCAUCACAUACUGCAAGCUUCGACAGCAGCUGAUUGCCAGUCGCGGUCCCCCCGCUCUGCACGCCGUCACUACCGCCGGCUCCACAUAUGUCAUGCUCCAGGACAACAACCACCCGCUCACACAGACCCCAGAGGUGGCGAGUCUCGUUCACUGGACACCGGAUCCUCCACUCGAGUUUGGGCGGAUUGGCGGGUUCUACACGUGGCCGCAGCCGCCGCGUGUGAGCGCACACAUCUCAGAUCUGCCCACACGCGACAAAAUACACACAGCAGAAGAAAUCAAGCAGAUUGUGCAAGGGCUGCACUUGAACGAGCGACGGCAUGUCUACAUUCAAGGGCACGUGACGCGGCUAGCGCUCAUCUCCUCGGAGACGGAGGAGGUAGCGACGGCGGUUGCGCCCGCGCUGGCAUCGCGCGAUGCUGUGGAGGGCGAGAGCAGGCUGCAGCACGCGCGCACAGGCAUGAAGCAGCGCAAGGGCUCUGGUGCUCGCAUCUUCGACGCCUUCACCUGGCGGUACUUCAAGUGCGGCAUGGCCAUUGCCAGCACAAAGAAUCCAACGAACCCUCUCGACGCACACAUCUACUCAGACUCCAGCGAGUUCCUGCCAAACGACGUGACGUUGGCGCAGUCCCCGCCUCAAAUCUGGCUGCUCACCAUCCGCUCCCUCAACAGCACGCUGACGCUGGAUGCGCUGCUGGUGCCGGACGGAGCGCCGCAUCCAACGCCAUCACGCAUCAAACUCUGCCGCGACAUGCUGGUCAACGCAAUCCCGCCCUUCUUCCUCUCCGGCUGGACAGGAGACACCAGGGUCAGCACGGUGAUGACGCUGGUGCACAGGCUGUUCUGCCACCGCAUUGUGUUUGGGCUCUCGCUCUUCCGCACCAACAGCGACGCGGGCGGCGUGGAGAUUGUUGCCGACCAGUUUCUGCCCGUGCUUGCGCCACGCACAGAUACGCUGCCAGCUGUGAGCCCGCAGCAGCAACACAAGAACGAGGCUGGCCAGCAGCAACCGCAGCAGAAUGGCGAAGAAGGCACUGACGGGCGCAGUGCAGCGCAACAACAACAACAACAACAACAACAACAGCAGCAACAACAACAACAACAACAACAACAACAACAACAACAACAACAACAACAACGGCGGCAGAAUGGUGGUAAGGAAUCAAAGGAGGCGCCGUCAAAGGAUGGCGCGGGUGUGUCAACACGCUCAUCGCGCAAGAAGACCACUGCAACUGGCGGUGUUGUUACACGUGGAAAGCGGACCCGAAGUGCGGGGAGGAAGCAGAAGGCGUGACGCAUGCACGUGCGUCGUCGCUGUUGAUUGUUCUUGUUGUUCGUGGUGUUGUUAUUGUUGUUGUGGUCGUGAUUAGUUACUUGAUGCGAACCUGUGGUGUAGCGUGACUCUUCGCGGUGUGUCUUGCUUGUUCAUCGAGAGAGAGGGGGGGGGGAGUAUGUGUGUAUGUGAGAGUGGGUGUGUGUGUGAGUGGGUGUGUGUGUGUGUGUGUGUGUGUGUGUGUGUGUGUUGGCAUGCGGACUGGCACAUAGUUUGAAGAUUUGUUGGGGCGAACAACCACAUGAAAAACGCCAAACAUAAACACAUCGGUGCC
Salpingoeca rosetta is the source of this 3360-nucleotide messenger RNA. RefSeq lists its product as uncharacterized. The record is from RefSeq and is a predicted model, not a curated record. NCBI's taxonomy places the organism in Eukaryota, Choanoflagellata, Craspedida, Salpingoecidae. Gene Ontology annotation, biological process: regulation of DNA repair. Bases 123 to 3047 code for a protein of 974 amino acids. Gene Ontology annotation, cellular component: replication fork. The transcript is spliced from 13 exons. Gene Ontology annotation, molecular function: single-stranded DNA binding.